Messenger RNA from Exophiala viscosa, 2840 nucleotides. Its product is annotated as lanosterol synthase. Bases 122 to 2350 code for a protein of 742 amino acids. The record is from RefSeq and is a predicted model, not a curated record. Gene Ontology annotation, biological process: ergosterol biosynthetic process; triterpenoid biosynthetic process. Gene Ontology annotation, molecular function: lanosterol synthase activity. Gene Ontology annotation, cellular component: lipid droplet. The transcript has 2 exons. Lineage: Eukaryota; Fungi; Ascomycota; Eurotiomycetes; Chaetothyriales; Herpotrichiellaceae.
AUAAAUUGUCCCUGGCUGUGUACCUGCAUGUGAAACCACUUAUCAUCCAUGCUUUUCACCUCGAGAUUGCGGUAAACCUGCACUCUCCUCCAACCGUCAACAAUGUCAUGAAAUUUCCACCAUGGUGCAGACGCGACAGUACGCUCAAAAAGCCGUCAAUGGCGCUGCCAACGGCCAUGCCAACGGGAGUGCUUCAGCCGUAGAAUCCAGUAACAACAAGACCGAUCGUUCUAGAUGGAGGCUCCUGGACGAAUCAGGUCGACAUACCUGGCACUACUUGAAGACGGAUAAAGAAAUCGAAGACUGGCCACAGACGACGGCGGACAAAUACAAUCUGGGGUUGCCCACAGAUCUCCCUGACCUACCACCCGCCUCAACACCCUCCGACGCUAUAGACAAUUGCAUGACAUUCUACUCAAAACUGCAACUUCCUCCCGGAGACUGGGCCUGUGAAUAUGGCGGACCUCUCUUCCUCCUCCCUGGAAUCGUCAUCUGCUGGUAUGCGACAGGAACGUCAAUCCCACCUGAAUGUCAAAUCGAAAUCACGAACUACUUGUUUGCGAGGCAGAACAAAGAUGGUGGUUGGGGUCUACAUGUCGAGGGACACAGCUCAGUCUUUGGCACUGCCAUGAACUACGCCAUCCUGAGAAUCCUUGGAGGCAGCGAGGAAGAACCGCGUAUGAUCAAAGCAAGAGGCAAACUACACGCAAUGGGAGGUGCUGUCAAUGGUCCCCACUGGGCAAAAUUCUGGCUGAGUGUACUGGGUGUCAUGCAAUGGGAUAUUGUCAACCCAGUCCCCCCGGAGUUAUGGCUACUCCCGGACUGGGUCCCAAUCGCUCCCUGGAGAUGGUGGAUUCAUAUGCGACAAGUCUUUCUACCGAUGAGCUACAUCUGGUCGAAGAAAUUUGUCAUGCCAGAGACCGACCUUGUCCGACAACUGCGUCAAGAAAUGUUUGUCCAGCCUUAUGAAACGAUCGACUUCGGCUCUCACCGCAAUUCAAUUGCUCCAGAAGACAACUAUCACCCUAAAACCUGGCUGCUCCACCUAAUCAACUUCAUCCUCGUCUGGGUCUGGAUACCGCUGUUGAGGUCAAAUUCUAUCGUCGAGCGAGCAGAAGCAUGGGUCUGGCGACUGGUUCAGUACGAAGACGUGAACACGGACUACUCUGAUCUGGCACCAGUCAAUGCUCCCAUGAAUACACUAGUCUGCUUCAUCAAGGAAGGCCCCGACAGCUACUCCUUCCGCCGCCAUCUGUAUCGUCUAAACGACUACCUGUGGGUCAAUAAGGAGGGAAUGCUCGCAAACGGCACCAAUGGGGUACAAGUAUGGGAUACAGCAUUCACCAUCCAAGCAUGCGUGGAAGCCGGCCUGGCUGAAUCACCCAAAUGGAAACCCACUCUCACCAAAGCACUCGAAUAUCUCGAGUCCGAACAGAUUCGCGACGAAGUCGCAGAUCGUGAGAUCUGCUAUCGGCAAUCCCGCAAAGGCGCGUGGCCAUUCAGCACCAAAGUGCAAGGUUACACCGUAUCAGACUGUACGAGUGAAGCGCUGCGUGUCAUCCUGCUUCUACAGCGCGCACACGGCUACAAACCUGUCCUCGAUGAAAGUCGUCUCCGCGACGCUGUCGACGUGCUUUUGACCAUGCAGAACAAACACACAGGCGGCUUCGCCAGCUACGAACCGCAACGAGGCUCCGAGUACCUGGAGAUGCUCAAUGCGGCAGAAGUAUUUGGACGCAUCAUGGUAGAAUACGAUUAUCCAGAGUGCACGACGGCCGUGGUGACGGUUCUUUCUCUGUUCCAGAAAUACUACCCUGACUAUCGCACCGACGAAAUCAAGAGAAUCAAGGAGACUGCACUCCAGUAUAUACGCAAGGCCCAGAGCGAGGAUGGGUCCUGGUACGGAAGUUGGGGCAUUUGCUUCACGUACGCCGCCAUGUUUGCCUUGGAAUCCUUGGCCUCGGUCGGUGAGACAUACGCCAACAGCCCUCGGGUGAAGAGAGCAUGCGACUUUUUGAUGUCGCACCAGAUGUCCGACGGCGGAUGGGGCGAGAGUUACCGCUCAUCCGAGCUGAAGGUGUGGGUUGACCACGAAAAGUCCCAGGUUGUGCAGACUUGCUGGGCUGUCAUCGCCUUGAUGUACGCGGCAUACCCUGACAAGGAGCCCAUUCGAAAGGCAUUGACCAUGGUCAUGGGCCGCCAGCAACGGAACGGCGAGUGGCUGCAAGAGGCCAUUGAGGGAGUGUUCAAUUGCUCGUGCAUGAUCACCUAUCCUAAUUACAAGUUCUACUUCCCCAUCAAGGCGCUGGGCAUGUACAAAGCUAGAUGGGGGGACGAGAAGUUGUUAUGAGUUACGAAGAAGAAUAUGAGCAUCUAGGCGAUGGGCACACCAGCCACUAGAUCAAUUACCUUCCCCAUUAUAAUCCUAUCGAAAAAGGCCAUGUCCAUGAUCUGUGAUAUAAUCACCAUGAUCCCUCCUCCUUCUCCUUCAGUGCCCAGUCGAACUACCAGCUUUAGCUAGCACGAUUGUCCGUGCUAGUGUGCAGCAGUCCACAGUCACACACUUCUAUACUUGCAAGGUUCUCUUUGUGCCCCACCACGGUGUGCACGCCCCGUACCAAGCAUGGUACUCAGACCUCCCGUCUUGUUGGAAGGUGGCCCUAGCCGCGUCAUGUAGCGCCUUCUUUUGCAGUUGGCCUUUUCGCGCAACAGGUUGUGGCAAGCAACAGUCAACGUGACCUUGUGCAGACCCGCCGGCCACUGUUUGCGACAAUGACUCAAGUCGUUGCCUGAAAAAUCGCGCCUCGAAACCUCGAUCGGCUGUCGAAGGAGAAUCCUCC